AUGGUGCGGGGGCCCGGGGAGGCGGUGCCACAGCCACCCCUGAACGAGCUAGUGGUGGGAGACACCAGUGGGAAGCUCUAUGUUUACAAGAAUGAUGACAGCAAACCCUGGGCUGUGCGGUCUUGCCAAGGAAUGCUCACAUGUGUUGGUGUGGGAGAUGUAUGCAAUAAAGGAAAGAAUCUCGUGGUGGCAGUGAGUGCAGAAGGCUGGUUUCAUCUUUUUGACCUGACUUCUCCAACUUCAAAACACCCAGAUGCUUCAGGCCACCAUGAGGUUGCUGCAGCAGAAGAGCAGAAGCCAGUGUUCAAGCAGCACAUUCCUGCCAACACCAAGGUCAUGCUGAUCAGUGACAUUGAUGGAGAUGGGAAGUGUGAGUUGGUAGUGGGUUACACUGACAGGGUAGUACGUGCCUUCCGCUGGGAAGACUUGUCGGACAAUUCAGACCAUAUCUCUGGGCAGCUGCUCCUGUUGAAGAAAUGGCUGCUAGAAGGUCAGGUGGACAGCCUCUCUGUGAACCCAGGUCCUGAUGGCUCACCAGAGAUGAUGGUGUCUCAGCCAGGCUGUGGUUAUGCUAUUCUGCUGUGCACCUGGGACACUGAGCAGCAGGCCACGACAGAGGGAAGAGACAACUCUGCCCCAAGCAGCGAGGCCCCUGUUCGAGAUGUUGUUCUACACCAAACAUCUGGACGGAUUCACAACAAGAAUGUUUCCACUCAUCUCAUUGGUAGCAUUGCCCGAGGUUGCUCCAGUGAGAAUAGUGGCUCAGGUCUCUUUGCCCUCUGUACUCUGGAUGGGACAUUGAAACUCAUGGAGGGAGCAGACAAGCUGCUCUGGUCUGUGCAGGUGGAUCACCAGCUGUUUGGUCUGGAAAAGCUGGAUGUUACUGGCAAUGGGCAUGAAGAGGUGAUUGCCUGUGCAUGGGAUGGCCAGACCUACAUCAUCGACCACAACCGCACUGUUGCCAGAUUUCAAGCAGAUGAGAACGUCAGUGCGUUCUGUGCAGGCCUCUAUGCAUGCAAAGGAGGAAGCAACAGCCCCUGCCUGGUUUAUGUCAGCUUCAAUCAGAAGAUCUACAUCUACUGGGAUGUGCAGCUGGAGAGAAUGGAGUCCACCAACCUGUUGAAAAUCCUGGAUCGUGACCCAGAGUUUGGAAAACUCCUGCAGCAGUUAGGUGUGGAUAGAAGUGAUGUUUCUGCUGUCAAAGAUCUGAUUCACAAAACACUGUAUUUUCCUGAGAAACACCAGCAGAGCAGCCCCUCGCAGUGUCAGGACGCUACUGGAACAGAUUCCUCUGCUCACUACGCUGUCACCUAG
Molecule: messenger RNA, 1314 nt
Organism: Chaetura pelagica (chimney swift)
Lineage: Eukaryota; Metazoa; Chordata; Aves; Apodiformes; Apodidae
Gene: ITFG2
Product: integrin alpha FG-GAP repeat containing 2
Exons: 12
Coding region: 1-1314 (437 amino acids)
Biological process (GO): regulation of TOR signaling
Cellular component (GO): KICSTOR complex
Molecular function (GO): protein binding
Source: RefSeq, a predicted model, not a curated record